AUGUCUAAUAUGGAUUCAGUACAAGAGUUAAUAGCUGCAGGUGAAAGGUUAGGUUACAAAGAUGAUGAGUUGAAAAAAUAUGUUAGUGAUCAACAGAAAUUUCAGAGAGAAGAGAGAGCAGGAAUUCGUCAGAAAGAAAAAGAUGAAAGAGAACAUCAACUUAUGAUGGAACGUUUGUACUACGAAAUGAAAAUGAAGGAGUUAGAAGAGGAACACGAGUUAGAAAUGACAGAGAGAACUGCUAGAGGUACGGCUGUUGACGCAAUGGUUAAACCCAAUUUUCCCAAAAUUCCUCCAUUCGAAGAGAAUAAAGAUGAGAUUGAUAGCUAUUUGAGAAGGUUUGAGAGAUAUGCGACCGCUAUGGGUUGGGACAAAUCGUUGUGGUCUACACAUUUAAGUGCUCUGUUGAAAGGACGAGCUUUGGAUGUCUAUGCUCUCAUGUCUACAGCAAAAGUCAGUGAUUACGAUGAGCUCAAAGCAGCUUUACUUCGAAGGUACGAAAUGACCGAAGAUGGUUUCAAGCGAAAAUUUGAAUUGUCAGUCUUUCUUAAGCAAAACGUUCCAAAGACAGCUGAUGAGAUGUGUACACUGGCCGAUCAGUUCAGGGAAGCAAGGAAUACAAGUGCUAUAAACCUAUGUUCAAAGGUCAUGCGGAAACCAGCUGAAGUAAACAAAAUACCAGAGAAACCAAAAGAAGGACACCUUCAACAACCACAGAAGUCAAGGUUUGUUCCAAUAAAUGAGAGAAAGUGUUAUAUUUGUAAUAAACACGGUCAUAUAGCACCACAAUGCAAAUUCAGAAACAGAAAUUCUAGUGCAUCAGUAUAUGCGCAGGACGACCAAGACAAACAAGCCACUUGUCAAGCUACUGCAAAGAAUUGCGCUGCUCUUAUCUACACCCAAAGUCCAUCAAUUUAUACUCAAGUAAGUGACAUAACACCUGUCUUAACAUCUGCUUGUCACUCUGUGAAAAAACCAAUGCCACUCUCAGCGGGUUACGUUGAUGGUCAACCAGUAACGUUACUUAGAGAUUCUGGUUGUCGGAACAUUGUAGUACGGAAAAGUCUUGUUAGAGAUGACCACUUUACAGGUAAACAAGAAACUUGUAUUCUAGCAGAUAGUACAAGGAUAGUGGUCCCAGUGGCAAAAGUUAUUAUUGAUUCUCCUUAUGCAUCUGGUGAAUAUGAAGUUUGGUGUAUGGAUAACCCUGUAUUUGGUUUGAUCAUAGGUGAAGUAGAUAAUGCAAGAAAACCACAUGAUCCAGAUCCAGAAUGGAAACCAAACACUGUGUCUACUGUGGAGACGCGAAAGCAGGUAAAAGACAAACAGAAAGCAUACCCACCACUCAAGGUUCCUGAAAUCGUCAAAGAGGAAAUCAGUCCUGAGGACAUACUGCGAGAACAACAAGCAGAUCCUUCGCUAGAAACAGCACGUCAGUAUGCAAGAGAAGGUCGAACAUCACGUGAUGGCAAAGUAAAAUGGAUUGAAAGGAAAGGUUUACUGUACCGUGAAUAUGAAGGAUUAGAAAAAGAUAGAGGUAAAACCUAUUGUCAGCUCAUUGUUCCUGCAACGUUUCGCCAUAUUGUAAUGAAGUUGGCUCAUGAAUCAAUUAUGUCAGGGCACUUAGCAAUACAGAGAACGAUUUCUAGAAUUUUGUCAGAAUUCUUUUGGCCAGGUAUGCAGUCCGAGAUCAAACGGUUCUGUCAAUCUUGUGAUACCUGUCAAAGGACAGUGUCAAAAGGAAAGGUGAGUAAAGUUCCGUUAGAUAGCAUGCCUUUGAUAGAUGUACCUUUCAAAAGAGUUGCAGUCGACAUUGUGAGUCCAUUACAUCCUCCUACUGAUAAAGGUAAUCGCUUUAUUUUAACGUUAGUAGAUUACGCUACAAGGUUUCCACAAGCCAAGGCUCUUCCUGGAAUAGAUACAGAGCGGGUAGCUGAAGCUCUUCUCGAAAUGUUUUCUUAUACAGGCAUACCAGAGGAAAUCUUGACAGACAUGGGAAGUCAGUUUACUUCAGGGCUUAUGAAGGAGGUAAGUAUGCUCAUUUCAUUGAAACAGCUGACCACUACGCCAUAUCACCCUAUGUGUAACGGGCUAGUGGAACGUUUCAACGGUACACUCAAACAAAUGCUGAAGCGUAUGUGUAUAGAUAGACCGAAAGAUUGGGAUAAAUAUUUACCCACUGUGCUUUUUGCAUAUCGGGAGGUUCCCCAAGAAAGCCUCGGGUUUGCUCCCUUUGAGUUAUUGUAUGGCCGUACUGUUCGGGGACCAAUGACAAUUCUGAAAGAAUUGUGGACAAAAGAAAUCCAAGAUCGGCAGGUAAAGUCUACAUACCAAUACGUUUUAGAUCUCCGAGAGCGGUUAGAAUCAACAUGGGAGUUAGCGCAGGAGAAUCUGAAGAAAGCAACACAUAGACAUAAAGUGUACUUUGACAAGAAGGCUAGAGUGCGGAAUAUGAAACCAGGUGAGAAAGUUUUGGUUCUUUUACCAUCUGAUAGUAACAAGCUCCUAAUGCAGUGGCAAGGUCCAUACCAAAUAGUGAAAAGAUUAGGUAAAGUAGACUAUCAGUUAGAAGUAAAGGGCAAAGUAAAGACAUAUCAUGCACACAUGUUGAAGAAAUAUGUAGAAAGAUGUGAACCAGUUGUGGAUUGUGUUAUGUCAGUUGUAGAUUCAGAACAGAUUGAUGACUCAGAUGUUGAGUGUAGUCAAGAAACAGAUUUCUUGGAAGUUCAGUCUCGAGAAACACACGUUGAUGUAGAUGUAAAUCCAGAGCUUAGUAGAGAGGAAAAGCAGAAAAUGAAAGAACUUCUGUACAGGUAUAGUGAUGUUUUGUCAGACGUACCAGGGCAUACGCAUGUACUCGAACAUGAGAUACGGACGACAACAGAUAGACCUGUAAGAGUAAGUCCAAGACAAAUCCCGUUCGCUAUGAUGGACACUGUUAAAGAUGAGGUGAGCAAGAUGCUAGAAUUUGGGGUCAUAGAACCUUUAGAUAGUCCCUAUUCAUCCCCAAUAGUCCUUGUAGUCAAGAAAGACCACACUUAUCGCUUUUGUGUUGAUUUUAGGGCUCUCAAUCGUAUCACUGUGUUUGACGCUGAACCAAUGCCAGAUGUCGAUGCAAUGUUUGCUAAACUAUCAGGUGAUAAGUAUUUUUCUCGCACCAGCAACUUUUUGUCGUCUCAUGCGUGA
Molecule: messenger RNA, 3186 nt
Organism: Magallana angulata
Lineage: Eukaryota; Metazoa; Mollusca; Bivalvia; Ostreida; Ostreidae
Exons: 2
Coding region: 1-3186 (1061 amino acids)
Biological process (GO): DNA integration
Molecular function (GO): nucleic acid binding; zinc ion binding
Source: RefSeq, a predicted model, not a curated record